AUGAGUCUCCAAUCUGCAUUAGACGAUAUGCGAAAAAGCUCGUUGAAAACAGCCAAUCCAGAGCUGGUCAAAAUCAUCAACAAAACUGGCGAUGAAUUCAAGGCAUCCUAUGACGCAUCCCAAGCGAUACAGCCUGGUGCUCGAUUUCCUGAAUUCACUUUACAAGAUGCAACCGGCCACGCAGUCAGCCUAUCUGGCUUACUUGCGAAUGGACCAGUCUUCUUUUCGUUUUACCGUGGAAGCUGGUGCCCGUACUGCAACUUAGAGCUGCGGGCUUUGCAGAAAGUCCUGCCCGACUUCAAAGCGAAAAGGGUGUGUCUCGUGGCCGUCUCACCCGAGCUACCUGAUCAGUCGCUCACAACUUCUGAGAAAAAUGGAUUGGAAUUCACCGUCCUCUCGGAUUUGCAGAAUGAUCUAGCUCGGAAAUUGGGAAUUGUUUUCUCCCAGCCGGAUGAAAUGAGGACAGUUUUCAAUGCCAUCCAAGUGGAUUGGGAUGCACGCUACGGGGACGGCAACUUGCAAAUACCAAUUCCGGCGAAUAUUCUGGUGGAGAAGUCGGGACUGGUAAAGAAUGUGUGGUUGGAUCCCUACUGGCAUAACCGCAUGGAGCCUUCGACUGCAUUGGAAUGGAUCAACCAACUAUAG
Molecule: messenger RNA, 645 nt
Organism: Penicillium antarcticum
Lineage: Eukaryota; Fungi; Ascomycota; Eurotiomycetes; Eurotiales; Aspergillaceae
Product: peroxiredoxin-like family protein
Exons: 1
Coding region: 1-645 (214 amino acids)
Biological process (GO): cell redox homeostasis; cellular response to oxidative stress
Cellular component (GO): cytoplasm
Molecular function (GO): thioredoxin peroxidase activity
Source: RefSeq, a predicted model, not a curated record